GGCUCUGCGCCUGGUCUUCUCCUGCAGUCGCCCUGUGGCUCCGCGGGCGGGCAAACUGCGUGUUGCUGCGUCAUCGCCAGUGGCCGGUUUGAAUGAGACUCUCGUCGCACCCGUGCUGCCGCCACUCCCGCGCCUCCGCCUUGGCCGCCACCACAGCUUCAUCGUGUCCCUUUCCCUUCGACGCCCUUGCCAGGCCCAGCCUUCCUGCGCCGCCGCCGCCUUUUGCGCCGCCAUGCCGCUGUAUUCAGUUACUGUGAAAUGGGGAAAGGAGAAAUUUGAAGGUGUAGAAUUGAACACUGAUGAACCUCCAAUGGUGUUCAAGGCUCAGCUUUUUGCACUGACUGGAGUCCAGCCAGCCAGACAGAAAGUUAUGGUGAAAGGAGGAACAUUGAAGGAUGAUGAUUGGGGAAACAUCAAAAUAAAAAAUGGAAUGACUCUACUAAUGAUGGGGUCAGCAGAUGCUCUUCCAGAGGAGCCCUCAGCUAAAACUGUCUUUGUAGAAGACAUGACUGAAGAACAGUUAGCAUCUGCAAUGGAAUUACCAUGUGGAUUGACGAAUCUUGGUAACACUUGUUACAUGAAUGCUACAGUUCAGUGUAUUCGUUCUGUGCCUGAACUCAAAGAUGCCCUUAAAAGGUAUGCAGGUGCCUUGAGAGCUUCAGGGGAAAUGGCUUCAGCACAAUAUAUUACUGCAGCUCUUAGAGAUUUGUUUGAUUCCAUGGAUAAAACAUCUUCUAGUAUUCCACCUAUUAUCCUACUGCAAUUUUUGCACAUGGCUUUCCCACAGUUUGCAGAGAAGGGCGAACAAGGACAGUAUCUUCAACAGGAUGCUAAUGAAUGUUGGAUACAAAUGAUGCGAGUAUUGCAACAGAAAUUGGAAGCCAUAGAAGAUGAUUCUGUUAAAGAGACAGAUUCUUCAUCUGCAUCAGCAGUGACACCUUCUAAAAAGAAAAGUUUAAUUGAUCAGUUCUUCGGAGUUGAGUUUGAAACUACCAUGAAAUGUACAGAAUCUGAAGAAGAAGAAGUCACUAAAGGGAAGGAAAAUCAGCUUCAGCUUAGCUGUUUUAUCAAUCAAGAAGUCAAGUAUCUUUUUACAGGACUUAAAUUGCGACUUCAGGAGGAAAUCACCAAACAGUCUCCGACAUUACAAAGAAAUGCUUUAUACAUCAAAUCUUCCAAGAUCAGCCGACUACCUGCUUACUUGACUAUUCAGAUGGUUCGAUUUUUUUAUAAAGAGAAGGAAUCUGUGAAUGCUAAAGUUCUUAAGGAUGUUAAAUUUCCUCUUAUGUUGGACGUGUACGAACUAUGUACACCAGAACUUCAGGAGAAAAUGGUCUCUUUUCGAUCAAAGUUCAAGGAUCUAGAAGAUAAAAAAGUGAAUCAGCAACCAAAGACCAGUGACAAAAAGAGUAGUCCUCAGAAAGAAGUUAAAUACGAGCCUUUUUCUUUUGCUGAUGAUAUUGGCUCCAAUAAUUGUGGAUACUAUGACUUGCAAGCAGUGUUAACACAUCAGGGAAGGUCUAGCUCCUCAGGCCAUUAUGUAUCAUGGGUAAAAAGGAAACAAGAUGAAUGGAUUAAGUUUGAUGAUGAUAAGGUCAGCAUCGUGACACCAGAGGAUAUCUUGCGGCUUUCUGGUGGUGGAGACUGGCAUAUAGCAUAUGUUUUACUGUAUGGGCCUCGCAGAGUUGAAAUCAUGGAAGAGGAAAGUGAACAGUAAUUUUAGCUAUUUAUGUUUAGGUGUGAAAUAAAUGUUACUUGUUGAUCAUUUCUGUUAUCCAGAGCUUUAGAGGAAGCUAUUUAGGUGGUUUUAUGUGUGUCCCCUUGUGUGGAACAAAAGAGGGUGGAAGCAGACCACUCUGGAUCAAUUUAAAAAAAUUACAGAGUAAAGAAAAUUGCCUUUGGACUGUGCUUCCCUGUAUAAAGGCUGCAGGAAGAUAUUUUUAAAAAGCUUAUUUCUUGCAUUAAUUUUUAAAAAUUCUGAUUUGAAAUGCCUUUCAACCAUUACCUUCUGUGAUAAAUUUUUUCUCCCUGCCUUUUCCAGCCCAGGAUUCAGCAAUCAGAUGUUUAUUGCACACCUGUUAAUCUAUUUUUGUUGUUCUUGCAUGGUUCAAACCACCAGUGAUUCAUAGCUGCCCAUCCUUUGCCUUAUCUAACAAAAAUUUUGCCAGGAAGAUAGAAAGGAAGUAAGUGUUUUUCUCAUUGUGUUACUCAGUGCUGCUGCCCACAUCCCAUGGAAACAUGGGUAUAAUCAAGUAUUUGUCCAGCCUGACUGUUGCUGGCUUUUCAUGACUUUAAAAUAAAUUGUGAUCAAUAAUAGUACAUU
Hyaena hyaena (striped hyena) is the source of this 2323-nucleotide messenger RNA. RefSeq names its product ubiquitin specific peptidase 14 (gene USP14). The transcript has 16 exons. The record is from RefSeq and is a predicted model, not a curated record. Gene Ontology annotation, molecular function: cysteine-type deubiquitinase activity; protein binding; proteasome binding. Gene Ontology annotation, biological process: proteasome-mediated ubiquitin-dependent protein catabolic process; protein deubiquitination; regulation of proteasomal protein catabolic process. NCBI's taxonomy places the organism in Eukaryota, Metazoa, Chordata, Mammalia, Carnivora, Hyaenidae. The coding region runs from base 233 to 1717 and encodes 494 amino acids.